AUGGCUCCCGGUAAGCACGAUAUAGUCCUCAAGACCUUCCGACUGCUCAUCAGCGAUCUCUGCCAACAGUUCAACGGCGGCCAUCCAGGCGGCGCCAUCGGCAUGGCCGCCAUUGGCAUUGCCUUGUGGAGAUACGUGAUGAGCUACGCCCCUUUACAGCCAACUUUCUUCAAUCGAGACCGAUUCGUCCUGUCCAAUGGCCACACGUGCCUCUUCCAAUACGCAUUUCUGCAUCUGACGGGAUAUCGAGACAUGACAAUGGAUCAGCUCAAGUCAUACCACUCGAACCGCUGGGAUUCCAUUUGUCCUGGCCAUCCAGAGAUUGAGAUUGAAGGCAUCGAGGUGACUACCGGCCCUCUAGGCCAGGGAGUUGCCAAUGCCGUUGGGCUGGCCAUGGCUACCAAGAACCUUGCGGCCACGUAUAAUCGGCCCGGGUACGAAGUCGUGUCGAAUCAUACGUGGUGUAUGGUUGGCGAUGCUUGUCUGCAGGAGGGCGUGGCACUGGAGGCGAUCUCUUUUGCAGGGCAUCUCAAGUUGAACAAUCUGACUGUGAUAUACGACAACAACCAAAUCACUUGCGAUGGUUCAGUCGAUCUGACCAACACCGAAGAUGUCGACGCGAAAAUGCGAGCCUGCGGCUGGGAUGUGAUUUCAGUCGAGGAUGGAUGCUACGAUGUGGAUGGAAUCGUGACAGCAUUAGAAAGGGCAAAAUCUUCAACAGACAAGCCGACAUUCAUCAAUGUCAAAACAAUCAUCGGGCUGGACAGCGCCGUUGCCGGACAAGCAGAGGCUCAUGGAGCUGCUUUGGGUGCCGAUGAUGUCAAACGGAUGAAGCGCGCGUAUGGCUUCAAUGAAGACGAGUACUUUGUCGUUGGGGAUCCCGUCCGUCAGUUCUUCUCGGAUCUUCCCAGCCGCGGAGAGCAGAUUGUAUCACGGUGGAAUGACCUGGUGGAACAAUAUGCCGUUGCUCAUCCGCUGCUUGCUGAAGAGUUCCGGCGCCGUGUAGAUGGACAACUGCCGUCAGGUUGGAAGAGUCUCAUACCCAGACCCCAAGAUAUCUCUGAUAAGCCACUGGCGACGAGAGCAUCAUCUGGGCUGAUGAUCAAUCCUCUGGCCAAGGAGAUCAAAUUAUUCAUGGUGGGAACAGCAGACCUCUCGCCAUCUGUGCACAUGGCAUGGGAAGGCAAAGAAGACUUUCAGCAUCCUAACCUUCGCACAGCCUGCGGCAUCAACGGCUCUUACGCAGGCCGAUACAUCCAUUACGGCGUCCGCGAACACGCCAUGUGCGCCAUCUCCAACGGCAUGGCGGCCUUCUCCCCGGGGACCUUCAUCCCCGUCACGAGCUCCUUCUUCAUGUUCUACCUCUACGCAGCACCAGCCGUGCGAAUGGGCGCCCUCCAACGCCUCAAAGUGAUUCACGCAGCGACCCACGACUCAAUCGGGAUGGGCGAAGACGGCCCGACUCAUCAGCCAGUUGAACUUGCAGCGCUGUUUCGAGCAAUGCCAAACUUGCUGUAUAUCCGUCCUGCGGAUAGUGAGGAGACGGCUGGUGCUUGGAUUGCUGCCGUUGAAGCUGAGGGUGUGUCUUCCAUCAUCUCGACCUCGAGGCACAAGGUGCCGCAGCUGAAACAGACUCGACGUGAUGGUGUUGCAAGAGGGGCGUAUGUCGUCCAGGAGGAUGGUGAUGCUCAGCUCACCCUCAUUGGUGUAGGCGCCGAACUGUCACAUGUUUUGGGUGCUGCCAACCUGCUACUGGAGAAGCAUGGCAUUCGCUGCAGAGUCGUCAGCUUCCCAUGCCAGAGGUUGUUCGAAGGCCAGUCUCUGGAGUAUAAGAGGAGCGUAUUGCGGAGACACCAGGGAAUCCCAGCUGUUGCCGUCGAGCCGUAUGCACCAAAUGGUUGGGAACGAUAUGCUGAUGCGGGCAUAAGCAUGAGGCGGUUUGGCCAUAGUCUCCCUGGUCCUGAGGCGUACAAGUACUUUGGGUUUGACGUGGAUAGCAUCGUGUCCAAGGUAUUGGGAUACUUGGAGAGGAUUCGGCAAGAUGAGUUGUUGAAGAGAGAGUUUGUCGACCUGUAG
Trichoderma reesei QM6a is the source of this 2076-nucleotide messenger RNA. Its product is annotated as formaldehyde transketolase. Gene Ontology annotation, cellular component: cytosol. The transcript is spliced from 3 exons. Bases 1 to 2076 code for a protein of 691 amino acids. Gene Ontology annotation, biological process: pentose-phosphate shunt. The record is from RefSeq and is a predicted model, not a curated record. NCBI's taxonomy places the organism in Eukaryota, Fungi, Ascomycota, Sordariomycetes, Hypocreales, Hypocreaceae. Gene Ontology annotation, molecular function: transketolase activity.